GGUCGCGUCGGACUCCUCUCUCAGUAAGUACGCGUUUCCCGACUGAACUGUCCGCACUACGCAUAGCUAACGAUCUCAACGCGCGCUAUACGCUGUUAUGGGUAACCUAAAACGCAAAUCCACCGGGGGCGACGCUCGGAGUCGCGGCACCAAACGUUCUCGACUGCAUUCCGACGGUGCACCUAUUCCCCCGUUGGACGUAGUCGUGCGAGGCAAAUCUUUUGAGCCUACGCCUGCGUUCGACACCUUCUGGAAGUUAGCUGCUGAGAGGCACGCAAUCGAAGAACGACGCCGCUCCGGCCAACCACCACCGUGGACAAAAGAUCCGGUGCUACAGAACCACAAAUUUUGCAAUACCUUCAGAAUUCUGGAUCGCGGUUCCCAGUAUCUCGUCACCGAGGUCAUCGAAAAGGGCCCUCAGGACCUUGAGGAAGUGACCUUUCGCGUCUUGCUCUUCAGCCUGUAUACCAACAUCAGCACGUACGAGACGCUGCGCAAGAAGAUCAGGCCCUUUACCUGGUCGGAGUACAGGCGAGAAAACUAUGAAAAAGUUCUGCGCGGGCUCUAUGCUAGGGGCGUUGCCAUUUAUACCGGUGCAUAUCAGAAGCCAGCUCCCGAUUUGGGAUUCGCCGAGGCCUUCAUGAACCACCUGGCGUUGAUGGAAGUCCUCAUGCAGGAGAUGCCAGACGUCCUCUCCAAGGCAGAAUACAUGGCCGACGUCUUUGAGUGGUUGCAGACCUUCAAAAGUAUGGGCGACUUCACGGCCUACCAACUGCUCCUGAACUUGUCUUACUCCAACGUUAUGAGCUUUUCCGACCAUGACUUCGUUGUCAUGUGUGUCGGGUCUCGCAGAGGGCUUCGGAGGUGCUUCAAACAAGAUAUCCCCCGCUCCAUGGAAGUGGACCUCGUUCGGUGGAUACAAUCGAGCCAAGACGAUCACUUCGCUCGUCUGCGGCUAAACUUCAAUGGCCUCGGAGACCAACAUCGCCCCAUGAUGCUUUGCGAUAUCGAACACACGUUAUGCGAGCUUGACAAAUACAUCCGCAAGUGCGGACAGUCAUCAAAGGGCCGUCCGUUUGUGGGUACUGGCGAGCUGGGAGAAAUCCGACUGCCGAAGGCGUGGUCCGAUAAGGCUAGACAAAUCGUACGCAUCAAGAACGAGGAGGAGGCAGAGCCGGACAUUAUCGAGAAAUUCGUUGUUCAGUCGAUCGAAGCUCACCGGGUGGUGGACGGGAUGAUGGAAUUCCUGGUUUUCUGGGAGGGUUAUGACCCCGACGAGGCGACCUGGGAGCCAAAGGACUCCCUCAUGGAAGAUGCGCCAACCAUGGUCAAAGCUUACCUGAAGACCAUAACUUAGUUCGUCUGGUAUGCUGGAUACCAUAAGCUGGUCAAUGGAGGGGUCGAGGUCGCAAAAUUGUGUGGACAGGUGCUCAAUUUCUCACACGAAGUCGCGUAAUGAACUUUCCGGGACCCCUCAAAUGAUCUGGUGUUGCUGUCGAACCGAACUCAGUUCAGGGUGGAUCGAAGUGACUUCCCGAAGUGGCAACUCCGGCCCACUUUGAUACAUCCGAACUGGGACGAACUGCACUUCGUUCACGAGGUUUGUCUGGAGUGUGCAUGAUAACUUACUCUAAAUUAGUAUAUGUCUCCGGUGUAUAAAUGAACAGUUAUCCAUUUGCAGUUAUAACUUACAAGCCUCGAGCAAAGCAAUCUUUUGGGUGUUUGCUAUCUCCAAC
This is a messenger RNA of Pisolithus orientalis, 1736 nucleotides long. RefSeq lists its product as uncharacterized. Gene Ontology annotation, cellular component: pericentric heterochromatin. Gene Ontology annotation, molecular function: chromatin binding. The record is from RefSeq and is a predicted model, not a curated record. Lineage: Eukaryota; Fungi; Basidiomycota; Agaricomycetes; Boletales; Pisolithaceae. Gene Ontology annotation, biological process: chromatin organization; negative regulation of transcription by RNA polymerase II. Bases 98 to 1357 code for a protein of 419 amino acids. The transcript is spliced from 2 exons.